AUGAAAGAGAAAAUAAAAUUUUUUCAACAAUCUGCAAUUGAAAAUAUUGGAGGAGAGAAAGAAAAUUCAACACGGGUUAUGUAUUUUAAUCCAUUAUACGAUAUUAUAAAAAGUAAAUUGAAAACAACUUUUGUGGAACAAGAUACUAACAUUUUAAUUGAAGAAUGUUGUAACGAAGAAGUUAGUGAAGCUUCAAUUAAAAAUUUUAAGACAUUAUUAGCAAAAUUAUUUUUCGAUCUUCAAAUAGAUGAAAUAGUCGACAGAAAAUUAAAUAAGUGCAAGAUAAUUAUCAACAUAAUAGAAAUUUUGCUUCUUGGAAAGAGUAGAAAAUUUGUUCAACAUCAUCAAUUAAGGGUUAUGCAAAACUAG
Messenger RNA from Strongyloides ratti, 369 nucleotides. RefSeq lists its product as hypothetical. The record is from RefSeq and is a predicted model, not a curated record. The transcript has a single exon. Lineage: Eukaryota; Metazoa; Nematoda; Chromadorea; Rhabditida; Strongyloididae. Bases 1 to 369 code for a protein of 122 amino acids.